CCCUCCGACCAGCAGGCCGCGCUGUUCGCCUCCGCCGCUUCGCUCUCCUCGACGCGGAACUGUCCGUCCCUCCGCGGCCCCUGGAUGUGUCCGCUGCGGCCUCUCCCGCUCUCUUUGUCGGCAGGAAAGCAGCGAGAUGUGCGCGUGUGUGCAGCUGCUGCGGGUGACGGUCCACGAGCGGAUCCUCGCGGCCGCUGAAGACUUUCUGCUGCAGCUGGAGAAAGGAUCAGCGGCAGCAGCAGAAGAAGAAGAGGCGUCAGAAAGGCCGCUGAGAGCGCUGCUCACCGAGCGGCUCGCCGCGGCCGCGGAGGACAUCAUCGUUCUGUUGGAGGAAACUGUGGCGGAGUACGAAGACAGAGCUGCGCGCUCAGAGCGAGAGGUCUGCCGCCAGAGGAGGCUGCUCGAGGCCGUGCUGGAGCCGGAGGUCAGGCUGCACAGAGCGGAGUCUCUGCAGAAGAAGAGAGAACGCCAAGAGUCUCGUGUCGGCUCCGUGUCUGAAGCCCAACGUGUUGACAGCGAAGCGUCCUCCCCCUCCUCCUGCCCCCCCGCAGACUCUCCGCCCGCCUCCCCGAGCAGCGACAGUGAUGAUGACAGCUGGACCAAUCAGAGCGGCGCUGCGACGCCUCAUGAGAGGAGGAGGAGAGGACGCCCGCCGCUCGCCGUCACACGGAACAAACAGUUUCUGCAGAAGAAGAGAGGCCGCCCGUCGCUCGCCGUGUCACUUGACCAUCAGAAGCGUAAACGGCCGCCAGCAGCGCCGCAGAGCUUCAGCUGCCACGUGUGUCAGCGCUCGCUGCCGGGGAAAGGCUUCCUGCUGCGACACGUCCUGCAGGCCUGCGCCGGGGACGCAGCCGCCGCCCGCUGCGGCUUCUGCGGCGAGCGUCUGAGCUCGGCGGCGGCGUUGGCCGCUCACCUGCAGACGCACCGCGAGGGCUGCAGAACCUGCCCGUUCUGCGGGAAACGCUUCGGCUCCAUCCUGGCGCGGGAGCUGCACGAGCGCCGACACACGGGAGAGAAACCCUUCAGCUGCGACGUGUGCAGCAGGACGUUCAGCCAGAAGGGGAACCUGGCGUCGCACGCCCGCGUGCACGCCGCCCAGAAGCCGUUCACGUGCACAGAGUGCGGCCGCGGCUUCUGCCACCGCACGUCGCUUGAGCGCCACGCGCGAGCGCACGGCGGCCAGGACGUGCACGCCUGCAGCGUGUGCGGCGAGGAGUUCAGUCAGCGACGCGGCCUGCGGAGACACGUGGCGACGCAUCGGCAGGAGGACGACGUGGCGGCCGCCAUCGGGCCACAGAAACUCCAGCGCUGCAGAGUCUGCGGCGACGCCUACCGGAAGAGGAGCGCGCUGCUGAAACACGCCGAGACACACCUGCAGGACGCCGACUCCGGCUGCCUCUGCGGUCUCUGUGGCCAUCAGUACGAGUCGGCGGCCGCCCUCUCCGCCCACCUUCUGUCCCACGCCGAGUUCUCCAACACGUGUCACGUGUGCGGGAAGAGUUUCCCGGCUGCCGCGGCGCUGCUGAUGCACCUGCGCGUCCACAGCGGCGAGAAGCCGUUCGGCUGCAGCGUCUGCGGGAAACGCUUCAACCAGAGCGGCAACCUGAAGACGCACCUGCGCGUCCACAGCGGCGAGAAGCCGUUUGGCUGCGGCGUCUGCGGCAAACGCUUCACGCAGAAACAGACACUGCGCACGCACGAACGCUUCCACAAUAAGGAGCGCCGCUUCCUGUGCCAGGUGUGCGGGAAGGGCUUCAUGCAGGAAGUGGACCUGAAGAGACACAUCCUGAUCCACACCGGCGAGAAGCCGUAUGCCUGCCGGCUCUGCGGAAAACGCUUCCAGGCCAAACGCUCGCUUAACGGACACCUCAAAGUCCACGCGGACGCCAGCGGCGAGGCGGGAACACCGGCCAGCGGCGAGGCGGGAGAUUGGGUCAGCGGCGAGGCGGCCAGCGGCGAGGCGGGAGCAGCGGGGGAUCAGAGCGGCGAGCUGCAGAGGACGGACGCCUUCUACUCGGGAUUCAUCCAGCUGUAAACGCUGCCAGAGACCAAUGACUCACAGACUGGCCCUUCAAAAUAAGAGUCUCUGUUUCCACUGGCCUUUCAAAAUAAAAGU
Messenger RNA from Sander lucioperca (pikeperch), 2116 nucleotides. Its product is annotated as zinc finger protein 2-like. Gene Ontology annotation, biological process: regulation of transcription by RNA polymerase II. The coding region runs from base 137 to 2035 and encodes 632 amino acids. Gene Ontology annotation, molecular function: RNA polymerase II cis-regulatory region sequence-specific DNA binding; DNA-binding transcription factor activity. Lineage: Eukaryota; Metazoa; Chordata; Actinopteri; Perciformes; Percidae. The record is from RefSeq and is a predicted model, not a curated record. The transcript has 6 exons.